AUGAAUCGUCUUCUGAAGCUGACCGUCUUCUCUUUAAUCGCAUCCUCUGCGAUUGCGACCGGCACUCCGGAGCAGGUGGUAUCCGAGGCCAACGCGGUGUCCGACAAGUCCGAUUUCUACAGCGAUCUCGAGAACCUCGACAUCCACAAGGCUCUUCACCUGUUCGAGAAGUUCCGUCAUGGCGUCUUCCGCCGCGACGAAGACGCUGUGGACGUUCUCAGUGCCGAGGAUAGUUCGCUGGCCGCCCGUCUGAACCUUAAGAGGCAGAACAGCUCGGCCGCAGUCGAGCCCUCAGCCACUGUAAUACCAUCCUCUCCUUCCUCCAACACUGAAGCUCCCUCUUCCACCACGGAAGCUCCCUCCUCCCACACCACUGAAGCUCCCUCUCCUUCAUCUUCUUCUUCCACUACAGAGGCUUCUUCUGCUUCUUCUGCUUCAUCGUCUGACUCGUCGACUUCUCAGGCGGAACCAACCACCUCAGCGGAGCCUACCACGCCGACUCAGAAGACCACCGUCGAGCCAACCACCACGGAGCCUACCACGACCGAGAAGCCCACAGCUUCCCCCACGACCUCGGAGAAGACUACCGAAAAGCCCACGACCAGUGAGAAACCCACUACCUCCGAGAAGCCCACUACCUCGGACAAGACCACCUCCGAGAAGACCACCGAGAAGCCCACCACCACCAAUCAACCCAAGCCCACCACCACCGACAAGACUACCAGCGAAAAGACCACCUCGGAGAAGACCACUUCGGAGCAGACCACCACCUCAGACUCCACCACCAGCAAGGGCCCAACCACCAUGCAAACCACCACCUCCGCCCCGGAGCCCACAACCACCGAACAAACAACCAAGCACACAACCCCCUACACCUCCACCUUCAAGAGCACUACCACGCUCCCCAACGGCGAGCAAAGCACCAUCACCUCCAUCACCGUCGUGCACCCCACCGAAACCGAGAUCGCCACGCCCACCGGUGCUGCCCCUGGCCUGCAAACCGACAACGCAGCCCCGACCACCGGUCUCACCCGCGAACUCUUCGUCAUGGUCGGUGGUGCCGCCGUCGUGGCCAUGGCCCUGUAA
This is a messenger RNA of Aspergillus nomiae NRRL 13137, 1086 nucleotides long. Its product is annotated as putative GPI anchored cell wall protein (Dan4). The record is from RefSeq and is a predicted model, not a curated record. The transcript has a single exon. Lineage: Eukaryota; Fungi; Ascomycota; Eurotiomycetes; Eurotiales; Aspergillaceae. The coding region runs from base 1 to 1086 and encodes 361 amino acids.